GCGCAGGUCGAGCCCCAGCGCGCUUGCGCGGACUACGCGCACCUCCCCGCGAGUCCCGGCGACGACCUGUGACGCAACUUCCGGCGUGAGCGGCGAAAGCCGGGAGGGCGAGCAGGUUAGCGAGCAGGCUGCAGGCGGUGGGCGGGCGCCGGCACGGAGGGAGCGAGCGAGCGAGCGGCCAGAGAGCCAGCGAGGGCGGCCGGGUCCCGAGGGCAGCGGAGACUCCUCAGGUCCCUCCGGCCCCCUCCCCGGAGCCCGCAGCGCCUCUGGUCUCCAGUGGAGCGGACACGGCCCGGCCCGGCCAUGGCCUCGCUGCUGAAGGUGGAUCAGGAAGUGAAGCUCAAGGUUGAUUCUUUCAGGGAGCGAAUCACAAGUGAGGCAGAAGAUUUGGUGGCAAAUUUUUUCCCAAAGAAAUUGUUAGAACUUGAUAGUUUUUUGAAGGAACCAAUCCUGAAUAUCCAUGACCUAACUCAGAUCCACUCGGACAUGAAUCUCCCAGUCCCGGACCCCAUUCUCCUCACCAACAGCCACGACGGACUGGAUGGCCCCACUUACAAGAAGCGAAAGUUGGAUGAAUGUGAAGAGGCCUUGCAAGGAACAAAGGUGUUCGUGAUGCCCAACGGGAUGCUGAAGAGCAACCAGCAGCUCGUGGACAUCAUCGAGAAAGUGAAGCCCGAGAUCCGGCUGCUGAUCGAGAAGUGUAACACGGUCAAGAUGUGGGUACAGCUCCUGAUUCCCAGGAUAGAAGAUGGAAACAACUUUGGGGUGUCCAUUCAGGAGGAGACAGUUGCAGAACUAAGAACUGUUGAGAGUGAAGCUGCGUCUUACCUGGACCAGAUCUCCAGAUACUAUAUUACCAGAGCCAAGUUGGUUUCUAAAAUAGCUAAGUAUCCCCAUGUGGAGGACUAUCGCCGCACCGUGACAGAGAUCGACGAGAAGGAGUACAUCAGCCUCCGGCUCAUCAUCUCGGAGCUGCGGAACCAAUACGUCACUCUACACGACAUGAUCCUGAAAAACAUUGAGAAGAUCAAACGGCCCCGGAGCAGCAACGCGGAGACGCUGUACUGAAGCUGGGCGGGGCCGGGGCUCUGUGAGUCUGGCCCGAGACCCAGACAGAGACCGAGACCCAGGUCACCCUGGUUUGUUACCUAACUGUCUCUCCGUGGGAGCCUGGCUGGAAGUCGUAACCACACCUCUGUUUUUAGUUAGUCUAAUGAAACUCUCAUCUAGUCCUGUGA
Heterocephalus glaber (naked mole-rat) is the source of this 1238-nucleotide messenger RNA. RefSeq names its product proteasome activator subunit 3 (gene Psme3). The record is from RefSeq and is a predicted model, not a curated record. NCBI's taxonomy places the organism in Eukaryota, Metazoa, Chordata, Mammalia, Rodentia, Bathyergidae. Gene Ontology annotation, molecular function: endopeptidase activator activity. Gene Ontology annotation, biological process: regulation of proteasomal protein catabolic process; positive regulation of endopeptidase activity; regulation of G1/S transition of mitotic cell cycle. Gene Ontology annotation, cellular component: cytoplasm; proteasome activator complex; nucleoplasm.